AAAUGGUAAAGCAGCUGUUGCUGCGCCUGGUGCCCUCUCUUGCUCCCAGUCCUCGCUCGCUUCUUCGACAUUCUUCAAUAUCGGUAAAAGCGCGACCGAUCUCCUCGUCCACCGUCAAGAUGGCUGCGGAAUACUACACUUUUGGGCCUUACAAGAUACACCAGAGUGAAGUGUUCUAUUCCACCCAUCUUUCUUAUGCUAUGGUCAACCUGCGUCCUCUUCUCCCUGGUCAUGUGCUCAUCUGUCCAAAGCGGGAAGCGAAGCGAUUUGUCGAUCUCACUGCUGAUGAGACUUCUGAUUUGUGGCUUACGGCACAGAAAGUUGGUGGGCAGCUUGAGAAUUACCACAAGGCAUCAUCACUUACAUUCGCAAUCCAAGAUGGCCCUCAAGCUGGGCAGACUGUUCCUCAUGUUCAUAUUCAUGUUGUCCCGAGAAUAAGUGGUGAUUUCGAGAAGAAUGAUGAGAUCUAUGAUGCGAUGGAUCAGAAGGAGAGGGAGUUGAAGCAAAAGCUUGACUUGGAUAAGGAGAGGAAAGAUAGAAGCGUCGAAGAGAUGGCUCGAGAGGCAGAUGAAUACAGAAAACUUUUCUUGUGAUAGUUACGUCAUAUUUGGACAAUUUCACAUUGUAGCCACUGAAGAACUCGACUCGUCGCUUUGGAAGCUGCACUGGAUCCUCAUUAAAACUUAGCGACUUCAAGUCCUCUAGGAUCAUUUCAUAAUUAACGGUUACUCUCAAGCUCAAGAGGACUCGAGUUUCGAAUUGCCCCUAUUUUUAUAGCCUGGGAUUGCUUGCAUUAUUGAAGAGUUAUAGAUAAACAUCUUGUUCCUCAUUUCUAUCUGUAUUCCUCGAGUUUGUUUUUCUAUUGCAUUUUGGUGUUAUGCAUUUAUACUCUCUGGGCUUGCGAGGACACUUAAUAGUGAAUAACGUCUCCUUGAGAUUUGUUGUU
Neltuma alba is the source of this 946-nucleotide messenger RNA. Its product is annotated as bifunctional bis(5'-adenosyl)-triphosphatase/adenylylsulfatase FHIT. Gene Ontology annotation, molecular function: catalytic activity. Bases 3 to 593 code for a protein of 196 amino acids. NCBI's taxonomy places the organism in Eukaryota, Viridiplantae, Streptophyta, Magnoliopsida, Fabales, Fabaceae. The transcript has 5 exons. The record is from RefSeq and is a predicted model, not a curated record.